Physcomitrium patens is the source of this 2362-nucleotide messenger RNA. RefSeq lists its product as uncharacterized. The record is from RefSeq and is a predicted model, not a curated record. Lineage: Eukaryota; Viridiplantae; Streptophyta; Bryopsida; Funariales; Funariaceae.
CACACACACUCACACUCCCCCUCUCACCACCCUCCUCCAUUACUAGUACACAUGCGCUGUCCUGAAUCUUCACUAGCCAAGACACGCACACUCCUGCAACUCUCAAGCCUCGGGUGAGUAAGUGAGUGAGGGAGUGAGUGAGGGAGUGAGUGAGCGAGUCAAUGAGUACGUGAGUGCGUGCGUGCUUGAGCGAGCGAGCGAUCGAUCGAGCCAGCUAAUGAGGGUGUUCCUCAUUGCAGCACAAAUCACCACCUUAUACUAGCUCUCUGCAUGCUGCUGCAGUCUGUGCUUUUGUCGGUCUACUUGUUGCCACCAGGUGCUGCUGCAUUUUUGCGCUUUUAGUGCAGACAAAAAAGAAAGAACGUAUUCGCAGCAGCAGCAUUCAUGAUAUACACAUUUUUAGAAUGGUUUGAGCUUCGAAGCGUUUCCACUACGACAGAAUUUUAGACCAGGGUUCCAGGUAGUAUGCAUUGUUGUCGUCGGUGGUUGUUUGUUCUCAAAUUUGCGGCAUCGCACGACCGUAAUGGAAUGAAGGAGGUAGUGAUGUUGGUUUCGAUCAGCUUGCGCGUACGUGCCGUUGUGUUCGCGUGAUUGGAAUUUGCUGAGAGGUGAAGCUCGGAAUUGGUCGAGUUGGGGUUUUGGGUGGUUGGGUUGAUCAUCAUGGGUCGGGCGCCGUGCUGCGAUGAGAGGAUGUCAGUGAAGAAGGGGCCGUGGACGCCAGAGGAGGAUCAGAAGCUGGUGGCAUACAUUCAGGAACAUGGUCAUGGAAGCUGGCGGGAGCUCCCUGAGAAAGCCGGGCUUGCGAGAUGCGGCAAAAGCUGUAGAUUACGGUGGACAAACUAUCUUAGGCCUGACAUCAAGCGAGGACGAUUUUCGCACGAGGAGGACCAGAAGAUAAUACAGCUUCACGCCAUUUUAGGCAACAGAUGGUCAGCCAUCGCGGGCCAUCUCCCCCAGCGUACAGACAACGAGAUAAAGAACUACUGGAACACGCAUUUGAAGAAACGUUUGGCACAGAUGGGAAUCGACCCCAUCACUCACAAAACCAGCAGCUCAGGGCUGGCGCUCACUUCCUCCUGGAGACCCAUCGUAUCUACACAACUUACUCACAUGACUCAGUGGGACUGCGCCCUCGCGGAGGCCGAAGCACGGCUCUCCAAGAAGUCUUCGAUGAAACCCUUUAUUAGGUUUCCCGAGGCAGCGCAAUCCUCGGCACAUCCCUCAACCUACUUCAUGCGGUCCUGGAAGACUGGAAUAGAAGACAAGCAUCGCCCCAAGUUCGGAAUAGUAAAACGGGAAUCCUCGCCGGUGAGGAUCGAUUGUCCAUCCCUAGUUCCCAAUCCUGCUAGAAGACCUUCGAAUUUACUCCAAAACUGGGACACCAUCUUGGGCCUGCGCACCGAUCAGCCUGGUUCACUCUGGCAACAACCUGGAGCAUGGAGUAUGUCCCACACAUUAAAGCAAAUCGCCACUAGCGGGAGGAGCCAUCAUCUAGAUGAGUCGGCCGCUUCGCAGGCUAGAUCGAGUACAAUCGAUAUGUCCGGCGAGGUCGCUUCCAUGGCCGACGACAUGAUGUUUCCGCAAAUCGAUCGCACUGGUUCUAAUUUACUCUUCGUGUUCGAAUCGGCAGGAGCUACACGGUCCGACAGCGUUGACCGGUAUGGCACGACGACGCCUGGAGACUAUUUCUCCCCCACCAGCACCUUGCACGGCCCAGACCCAGAUUUCACCCAUUCCGAAUCCGGCAGCCCUUGCGGUAGCAGCACUGAUGGAUCCACCCUUGAUUGCUUCGACUUCACUGUGCAGCCCGAGGGCUCCUUCCACAGCUUCUCACUCCUCCCAAACGGCGACGGCGACGGCGACGACGGCGAUGCCCGUCUCCAGGAGUCUUCCUUAUAUGACAUCCCCGACACGUUCUGGCAAGCGGGUCAGGAAACCGAGGCUUUGCAACUCCAAACGGUGGAGAUCUCGGAUGAUGGGGGCCCGGACUCCGGCGGGCUGGAUCUAAUCAUCCCUUUGGAUUUCAGCAAUGCUGAGUUCUCGCAGCACUUGGAGUCCUUGUGUCAGGAGCCUUCGGAAUACCAGACCGACAUUGGGGAGGUCCUCUGAACGAGUUUUCAACCAAACCCCCCCCCCCCCCCCUAGUGUUGCAGAGUCACCAGGCAUCCAAGCCUGAGCACGAUGUCAGUAAAGCUCCUGACUUAGCACAUGCAGGGAGAGGCACAGCCCGUUGAUUUCGUAGAGCCAGGCUGAUCGCUUUACCUUGUAGAUCCACACGAUACCCACAUUCCCCUCCCUGCACGGAACCGCACGAAGAUUGUAAUUACACAGUUUCUGGAUUUUAAAUUCUCCUCAUUCAUUA